AUGACUAUGGUUGUUCAUCUCGUCGGGAAAGACGAGGCAGCAAAGUUGGCCCCCCCUCCCGCGUUAGAGGGAGAUGACGCCACCCUGCAGAGGUUGCGAAUUGCAAUUGCAUACAACGAUGAAACCACAUUCGAUACGCUCUUGUUCGAGUACUCCAGUAUGGAGUUGGAACAAGACAUCUACCAGUACGGAACGAUUGAGAUCCUGGACACGUUCUUGCGUUAUCCAAAUGUGGAGACUGAGAGCAUAACGUUCAACAACGUGCACACGCGCCUGGACAUGAUCUCCUGCAUCUCGCGCAAUCUACCCGAAGUGAAUUAUGCACGGCGACUAGUUGAAAUGGCAAUUAAACAAUCGGACAUCGACUUUGCACGGGCAAUGGGACCACACAUUCAACUAUACGACAAAUUGCGGAAAGUGUUUAAACAUUCAACGCCCGAAAUGGUAAAACUUGUAGUUCCGUACCUAAAACCGAAGCUGGCCUUGUUCAAAGUGAUGCGAACUAAUGACCCCGACUAUGUAGAGAUGGUUAUGCUGCAGUUUCCAGACAUUGAUAAAAAAAUGUACGAGUGGUCUAUUAAUUAUGCCAAAAUUGAUUACCAUUUUCCCAUGGUUGCCAUGUUGAUGCGUAACCCUUACUUUUCCAUCAAUCCAGCGUAUGGGGAGUUCAUGGUCGAUUAUCGCUGGGAUAUGCCUGAAAACAUAUGGAUGUUCCCAGCCAAAUUUGUAGAUUUGGCGUCGGUUAUUGCGCGCUUUAUAGACAAAUGUGGCGGCGACAGCAAAUACAACAAGACGUUUGCCGAGCUCAAACAGAACCUGUUCCUAAUAGUCCGCGAAAAGGCGUGGGUAUUUGACUCAUAUGGUACACACGUUCUGGGGGAGAGUGUACAGAGAACAAGUACAGGAUCUCUCCAGCCUAAAGACGAACUUGUGAUGGUACUACGAAAUAGGCGUCUUGCGCCUGUUAUUCUCGACAGAGUGGGCGUGAAAUGUCGGACAUUCAGUUGCCGCGUGGCGCUUGAUAUAUUGUCGAACGAGUACGAUGAACUGAUUAUGAACAAGGUGGUGAGUGUGUCGCCGGCUAUACGACGACCACCACAAGUAAAAUGA
Sphaeroforma arctica JP610 is the source of this 1110-nucleotide messenger RNA. RefSeq lists its product as hypothetical. The transcript has a single exon. Bases 1 to 1110 code for a protein of 369 amino acids. NCBI's taxonomy places the organism in Eukaryota, Ichthyosporea, Ichthyophonida. The record is from RefSeq and is a predicted model, not a curated record.